Messenger RNA from Calliphora vicina (urban bluebottle blowfly), 5415 nucleotides. It is a transcript of the gene dally, whose product is annotated as division abnormally delayed protein. The record is from RefSeq and is a predicted model, not a curated record. The transcript has 9 exons. Bases 314 to 2179 code for a protein of 621 amino acids. Gene Ontology annotation, cellular component: extracellular region; cell surface; plasma membrane. NCBI's taxonomy places the organism in Eukaryota, Metazoa, Arthropoda, Insecta, Diptera, Calliphoridae. Gene Ontology annotation, biological process: regulation of protein localization to membrane; cell migration; positive regulation of canonical Wnt signaling pathway.
AUCACAAAAUACUUUUUUUUAAGAAAAAAAAGAGCUCAAAAUUUGUUACAAUUACACUACGUUUUUAUAAAAAAAAUUGUGAUAAAAGUUACAAAAAAGAAUUACAUAUGAGUAAAAAUUAAAGCAAUAUUUAAAUCGUCACAAAAUAACAAUUUCAAAAGAAAAUUUAACAAAAAUUAUUAAAGAAAAACCCAGAAAUUAUUAAAAUUUUGUUUGAAACUCAAAAAUAUAAGCAAAAUUCAUACAUCCUUCCAUUUAUAAUUUCACCACAAAAAGUGUUUGUUUUCAAAAGUAACUUAUUUUUCCUAUCACCAUGGCCUUAAAACAGAAUUUAUUUUCCCAACAUCUUAAUAACUGUUUAAUCAAAUUCUCCAUUAUCUCUCUGAUUUUGGCCUGCAGCUUUGUGGCCUCAACAUCGGCUAAAAAUUUGGAUUUCGACUCGCAACAACAAUUGCAUCAUAGUCAUCAUCAUAGUCACAAUAGACGUUUGCAGCGCCGCGAUUCUAGUCUUAAAGAGGCAACGAAUCAACAUUGUAACGAGGUUCGGGGUUAUUUUGAAUCGAUUGAUAUAGAAUUGCCGCAGCAUUUUAAUGAAAAAGGUUCACAAUGUGGCGGUCAAUGUUGUUCGAAUUCAACAGAAAUUGAUUUAAGACAAAAGGCGACUACAAAAUUUGAGCGUCUAUUGCAUCAUCAUACAAAAAGUUUACGUGGCAUUUUGGAAUCAACAGCAAACUUAUUUCAAUCUCACAUUUUGGAAUUGGCCCAACAAUCAGAGAAUAGAACAAUUAAUAUAUUCUCUCAAGUGUAUAAGCGCAUGUUACCUCUAUCACGAAAAUUGAUUGGACAAUUAUAUUCAGAGAUUAUAAGCAAUUUAAAAUCAAGUGAAACGGUUAGUGCCACCUCUUUGGAAAAUGCCAUCCAUAAGUUCUUUGUGAAUUUAUUCCCGGUGGCCUAUCAUCAAGUGGUACAUUUGAAUAAACAAAGUUAUGGUGAAUUGCAUGAAGACUAUAUUAAUUGUUUGAAACACACAUACGAUGAUUUGCAGCCGUUCGGUGCUAUACCCAAAGAAAUAACACGCAAUUUAGUGCAAAGUCUACAAACGGCCCACAUUUUCAUCAAUGCUUUAUAUCAAAGUGCUGAAGUUCUAAGUGAAACUGAUGAAUUAUAUGCCACACAUUUGAGUGAGAGCUGUCAGAAGCAUUUGCUCAAAAUGAGUUUUUGUCCCAGUUGUAAUGGUCUACAAAAGGAGCAUGUUAAGCCCUGUUACAGUUAUUGCAUGAACGUAUUAAGAGGCUGUUCGGCUCAAUAUGCUGGUGUAUUGGAUAGUCCUUGGUCAAAUGUAGUUGAUGCCAUUGAUAAUUUGGUCACAACUCAUAUACGUUCUGAUACUGGCAUUGUUACAGUCAUUAAACAAUUGGAUAGUAAACUAUCAGAAACAAUAAUGAGAGCUAUGGAAAAUGGCCCCGAAUUGGAAACAAAGGUCAAAAAAACUUGUGGUACUCCUAAAUUAUUGGCAUCAUUAAGUAUGGAACAAGAAGCCAAACCACCUAUGCCACACAAUAUUAAAUGGGCAACCCCAGCUGAUUCUGAAAUUUUACGUUUCUUAUCCACCAUUGAUAAAUCAAAGGAAUUCUACUCAAACAUUGUUAAUAAUGUCUGCGAAGAUGAGGAUAUCCAAAGAAAUGAUCGUCAUUGUUGGAUUGGUGAUCGUGUUGGUGACUAUACACAAUUGGUAAUGACAAGUGGCAUUGAUACACAACGUUAUAAUCCAGAAGUGCCAUUGGAACCAAAUGCUCAACCCACAAAACUGAAUGAAUUGGUUGAUAAAUUACUGAAAAUACGCAAAAAUAUUGCUACAGCGAUACCAUCUACCACUAGGACAAUCAAUGAUAUUCAAAGUGAUAUGGCUGGUCAUGAUGAUGAGGGUUCUGGCCGCAUGACUGAUGAUGUCGACGAUGAAGAAUAUCAUAUGCAAGGAUCCGGUGAUGGCUCCGGAGGUGGUCAUUCCUCGCUGCCCUUCAAUCCUCGCUCUGAGGCUGAUCCUAUCGAAAAUGAGAUUGUACCUGCGGUAGGAACUGGCAGUUCUUCCAACACAAUACACUUAUUGAGUUUAACUUCUCUCUACUGUGUACUAGUCAUACAAUUUUUAACAACGAUACGAUUUUUUAAGUUAUAUUAAAAAUAUACUUUAAAAAUCCAAGGGUGCAACUCUGUUUUAUAAAUUAUGUAGUUUAUAUAUAAAUCUAAUAUAUAUAUACAAAUUAACGAACUCGACUAAAUGCAUAUAACUUGCUCUUAAACGCUCUUAGAGUAUUAAAGAAAUUCUUAAAAAACAAAAACAAUUUACAUACAAACAAACAAAAUACCAACCAGCAAUAACAAGUGCAAGAAUUCUUUAAAGAAAAACAACACAACGUAUUUUCAUAUAAUAAACAAAAAGUGAUAAAAGAAAGUUUAAAAACUUUGUUAAAAUUUAUAAAAAAAAUGAAAACAAAAUCUUUGUUGGUGUUUCGAAAAUAUAAUGUAUACAGAAAGAAAAUGAUAAAUACUUACGUACAUAAUUUGAAUCUAAAGAAAGUCCAAAGAGCUAAAUAGAAAUGUAAAUCUUUUAUUAGAAAUUAAAACAAAAAGAGAACUUGUUUUUAGGCAAUUAACAAAUUUUUAGAAUUAAAUAAAAUUACAUUUAACAAAAACUACAUGGCGUUGAAGUCUCCUCAUGAUUCCCUUAAACUGUAAAUGCAACCCUGUAAACGUAGUAAACAAAACCGUUAAACACAGGGUUGCUUUUUUGUUUCGAUUUUGAUUACAAACAUUUGCCCAACAAACAUUUACUCACAAAAUAACCACACAACAACAAGAAAAAAGGUGCCAUAAACAUUCAAUUCUAUCAACACAAAAAUUCUAACCAUAAAUUGCUCAUUAAUACUGGAAUUUAUAAUUUAUAGAAAAGAAUACAUAUAUAAUUAAAUAAAUAAAUAAUAAACCAAAAUCACACCUAAACACAGCUAAUACGAAGUAAAAGAAAAUGAUAAAUAACAAAAAAAAACUAUAAUUGUUCCUUUUUUUAAAUUUAAAGUUUAAAAUAUAUAAAAUACAACAAUAAAAUAGUAAAAGAAAGGUUUUCUUUUUUCUAAAAGCACAAUAUAAAUAGAAAAACAAACAAGAUUUUGUGAAAUUUGUAAAAAAAAAAUUAAGAAUAAAUAAAAAUUCAAACAAAAAAUAUUAAGUACGUACAUGAAGAACUGAAAUUUACUUUAGUAAAUUAAUAAAAAAAAAUCUAUUAAAAAAUUAAACAAAAAAAAAAACUUAGAAGACUUACAAGCUUUAUACAAUUGAAGAAAACAUAAUGAAUUGAAAACAAAAUAAAGAAUUAUUAAAUACAAUAUAUAGAAAUUAUUGUUGUUUUAAGGGACACAAAUUAUUAAUCACUAAAUGGCAAAAAGUAAAGGAAAUUUAUGCAUGAACAACUGAGAAUUGUAGCUAGAAUGUAAACACAAUCAAAACGGCCAUAAUAAAGUCGUUGCAAUUGUGUUUAAAUGUUUACUCAUUUAGGAAUUUAUUAAAACACAACUAAACUGAACUUAUACUUCAAGAAUAACUUGAGAAUCUCUAAAUUUAAAGUAGAGAAUAUACAUAUUGUAGUUGCAAUAUAAGUUCUUCCUCAAACUCUGCCUAAUAAAUAUGUAAUAUGUUUUUAAUUUUUUUAUCAUAUUUUUUACACUUAAUGUUUAACUUCAAUUCCGGUUAAUUUUCCAUUUAAGGGUUAAUAAUUAGCUAUAGGUAUAGUGAAUAAUAGAUGAAAAUGUGCAGAUGAAAUUUGUAAUAUUAACAGAAAUAUAUACAAUAUUUUUAAAUGUUUUCUAUACAAAUUUCAUAAACAAUUUCAUCUAAUACUCACUAUAUAAUUAUUAGAACACAAACGAAUAUAUUGCUCUAUAUUAUUGACAUGGAAAUCUUCUACGAUAAUUGAAAAAUUAAAAAUCUUUAAUUAUAAAUGUAAAAUGUUUAAAUGUAAAUUAUAUUUCAUAUAAAAUAAAGUAACACAAAUUAAACUAAAUAAAUAUAAUUCUUAGUAUAAACGAAAUAAAAAAGCUUAGUUAGUAGCCAAUAAUUAUUAAAGUAAUUUAAAUAAUAAUAAAUUAUAAAGAAGAAAAAUAUAACUAAAAUGCACAACCAUAACGACAAGUUUUGCAUAAUUAUAAUAAAAAUUGCAUAAAUAAAAUAAAAUAAAAUAAAAUAAAAUAAAAUAAAACAAAUCUAUAUUUUCUAUAUGUUAAACUGUCUUUAUAUAUAUUUUUUAAAAUUUAAAUUUAAAAAACAACAACAAAUGUUUUUGCAUGUGAUUAAUAAAAUAUAAGUUAAUAUUUAAAUUUGUUUACAUUUUUUCAAUUGUAUAUUGAAAACAAACAUAAAAAAAGAUGAGAAAAGAAAGCAAUUUUUUAACAAAUUUUUGAGAUUAUUAUUUGGGAUCUAAGAAAAAUUAAACAAAAGGGGAGAAUGUAUCUGAAGGACUACAAUUUUUAAAACAUUUUAAAUAAAACUUUGAAAUUAUUUGAAAUGUUAAAUAAAAUAACCAAAUCCCCACAGUUUUUCGAAAUCAGAAAAUCUAUCUUAAAUAAAAUUUAAAAAACGUCUAACCGUUAUUUUUCUCAAAUAACUUUAAGUUGUGUCUUCUUUUUUCUACUAUAAAUACAUAAUUUAUUAAUUUAGUACAGAAACUAUAAAUAAAAUACUACUUUAUAUUUAAGGUGUUCACAGUUUCUUCUAAUAUUUUUUUUUAUCUGACCUGUUAAUAAUGUAUUAUUUUAUUUAAAACAACAAAAAAAAAAGAAACAAAUAAAUACAAAUAAUAUUUCUUCGGAUCAUUAGUUUGUUAUUAAGGUUAUAAACACCUAAAAAUAGGCUGCUUUAUUUUUUGACAAUUCAACAUAACCUACAAAAACAAACUGUAAACCCUUAAAUUAUAAUAAUUCUUAUUAUUUUUAUAGAUUAUUAUUAUUAGCAGUAUAAUUUUUAAAUGCAAAGAGAAAAUGGCCGUAUAUAUAGUCGCAAUUUAAUUUAAAUAUAAACAAAAUAUAUUAUUGAAAAGAAAAAAUACAAAAAAAAAAUUGUUAAAUAAAAUAAAUGUCAGUAAAAACAGAAAUAAGAAUACAUCGGCAAAAUAAUUAUUGUUUACUCAUUAAACAAACAAAUAAUUAUUAUUAACAAAUAUAUAUAAUUAACAUUAAUAUAUAUUAUGUACUAUUAUUAAUCAAAUGAUAAAAUAAAUGUGCAACAUUUAAAAAAUAAUAAUAUGUAUUAAUAAAAAUAAAAAACAAUUUAUGUAAAAUUGAAUUUCUUUUUGUAAAAACACAUUUUUAUUUGGUAAAACAGAAAAUAAAUACAUAUAAAUAAAAAAAAUAAUAAAAAAACAAA